Messenger RNA from Hippocampus comes (tiger tail seahorse), 1064 nucleotides. RefSeq names its product SYS1 golgi trafficking protein (gene sys1). The transcript has 4 exons. The record is from RefSeq and is a predicted model, not a curated record. The coding region runs from base 235 to 705 and encodes 156 amino acids. Gene Ontology annotation, cellular component: trans-Golgi network; Golgi membrane. Gene Ontology annotation, biological process: protein localization to Golgi apparatus; Golgi to plasma membrane protein transport; Golgi to endosome transport. Lineage: Eukaryota; Metazoa; Chordata; Actinopteri; Syngnathiformes; Syngnathidae.
UUUCCGGUUCAAAGUUAUGACUUGACUGGUGUUUUGGACUUGUCUGGUAGGAAUGGAGGCCUGGAUUUUAGCAAGUUUAUAAUGGGUGUAAAAACCAAGUGAUUGGAUUAUUUUAGUCGUUCAUCUUUUCCAGCUUCAAUGGUCAGAUGCUGCAAUUGACACACCGUGAAUGGCAUAUCUGUUAACAGCUGGGCCAGCUAAAAUCUUCCUUUGGAUUUGCAUUUUGAGUCCACAAUGGGUAGCCACUUCCGAAGCUACAUCUGGGACCCUGUCCUCAUUGUGUUUCAAAUUGUGUUGAUGCAAUGCAUCUACUACAGCUUUCUCGGCUUGUGGUUGGCAGGAGUGGACUGUCUUGUGCCAACACAUAGCUCACUGGACCAGAUCUUCAGCUAUGAAGUCCUUGGUUUUGCAUCGAUACUGGGCAGGCUCUCAAUGAUGGCGUUCGUUCUGAACUCUCUUACCUGCGCACUGGGCUUGUGGUUCUUCAUCCGCCGGGGCAAGCAGUGCCUGGACUUCACUGUCACGGUGCACUUCUUCCAUUUGAUCAUCUGUUGGAUCUAUAAUGCUCGCUUUCCCUCUUCGCUCUCGUGGUGGCUCGUCAACUUGGCCUGCAUGGCGUUGAUGGCGGUCAUCGGCGAGUACUUGUGCAUGCGGACCGAGCUCAGGGCCAUCCCAGUCAAUUCUGGACCCAAGUCGAACCUUUGAAUUGUUUUCGUGGCACCCUGCUGAAAAUGGACAGUUUGGCACAUGUUGGACGAACUUUUCUCACAGGACGAUAAAGAAAGCGAACAUGGCACAUGCAUUGGACUGAUUUUUAUGGAUCUGCUGUACAUCAAAUGGCCUAUUUAUUAUUGACUUUCCAUUAAACUAUGGACUGUUUUGUUCUGUGCAGGAAUUAAGACAGACUUAAAUGUGUCUCAGAGAGGAUGUUGGCUGCAUGUCCUCUUUGCUAUUUUUUUUUCUUUUGCUUAAAUAUAUUUGCUCUCAGAGGGGGGAAAAUGUGUAAACUUAAUUAUAGUCAAACGUCUGUGACUGCAAGCUGGUUUGAGUUGACAGCAAACAUU